AUGCAGUUCUCUACCUUCACCGCUGUCUUCGCCAUGGCCGCUGCUGCCAUCGCUGCUCCCGCCGACAUUGAGGCCCGCACUGGCCACGACAACGGCAACAACAAGCCCGUCUGCUCUGCCCAGAGCAAGCAGGUCUGCUGUAACGGCCUCCUUAGCUGUGCCGUCCAGGUCCUCGGCAGCAACUGCAAUGCCAACUCUUACUGCUGUGACACCCAGGCUCCUGUUGGCGCUCUCAUCAACGUUGCUCUCCUCAACUGUGUCGACAUUCUCUAG
This is a messenger RNA of Fusarium venenatum, 273 nucleotides long. Its product is annotated as hydrophobin 3 precursor. Lineage: Eukaryota; Fungi; Ascomycota; Sordariomycetes; Hypocreales; Nectriaceae. The record is from RefSeq and is a predicted model, not a curated record.